Messenger RNA from Bradysia coprophila, 591 nucleotides. RefSeq lists its product as uncharacterized. NCBI's taxonomy places the organism in Eukaryota, Metazoa, Arthropoda, Insecta, Diptera, Sciaridae. The record is from RefSeq and is a predicted model, not a curated record.
CAGGAAUCCCUAAUAACAGCGGAGGAGGUCAUUUUGGUCAAAUAAUGUGUGCUCUCUACGAUGAACAAACAAAACUAUGGACAGCUGCAGAUCGACGACUAUCAGAAUCCAAACAACACUCAUUGGGUCAUGUAAUUUUAAAUUGGCUGUCGUCACGGGGUUCAAAACUAGCUCAGAUUAAUGAUGACACCGGCGUUCAAGUAACCUACCAUGAACUCUGGUUAAAUACAAUUCGUGCCGCGCAAAAUCUACUGAAAAUGGGAUUUAAGCCUCGGCAAAAGUUCUGUUUUAUGAUUUACAACAACGAUCAUCUAAUCCCUGCUCUUGUCGCAUCGAUUUGUUUGAUAUGUCCAAUUGUACCACUGCAUCCGAUGCUAUCAAAGGAUGAAAUCGCACGGAUUUUGAUUCAAAUUCAGCCAGUUGCUCUUUUCUGCGAAGCUAAUUUAUAUGACAGGAUCGAUGAGGUGUUGUCGGAAAUUGGAAUCGACGUGAAACUGUUCAUUUUCGACGAACACAUCGCCAAUUUGGAAUCAGUUGAACGUCUAAUGGACGAAACGGGUGAAGAGGAAACAUUUGUGUAAGUUUGCGUAA